GUCUGAUUUGGUCUGAUUCUGACAGCUGACAGUGCAAAGUAGUGAAUUGAUUUUUUCGAAAAUGUCGUUUGCCGACAAGAUUACGAUGCUUAUGUCGCGUCCGGGCGGUGACAAUGUCCAAAAAGACGACGUCCCCUGGUGGAUGCGUUACGCUGGACGAGGACUGGGCACUGUUGGCAGUUUCAUCGCAAUAUUUGCGGGCAUCAUCAAUUGCACGGGCCUGUUCACACUGAACGUCUCCUGUUUGAUCGCCGGCAUCUGGCAGAUGCUCGCCGGCUUCAUAGUGAUCGUGUGCGAGGCGCCUUGCUGCUGCUUCUUCAUAGACUAUGUGCAGGUCCUAUCUGAUAAAAUGGAGACGCGGCCAUAUUGGAAUAAAGCGGCGUUCUACGUUGGCUUGGCGCUGCCUCCAUUCUUUCUGUGCUUUCUGAGUCUCAGCACUUGGUUUGGAAGCGGUAUAAUAUUCGCUACCGGCGUCGUAUACGGUAUGAUGGCACUGGGAAGAAAAGCGUCGGUAGAGGAGAUGAGGACGUCGGCGGCGACGCUGGAGGCUGGGCUGGGGCAGCCGACGACCGCGCCGCGAGCCAACCUGGUCGCCAACGAGCAGCCCGUUUCUUUCACCGGUUUACCCUUGCCUAACUGACCGCACUCACACACACCAGCUACGCUCCGGUAACUCGUUACAUCUCUUCCGUAAAUCUUUAGACUACUUCCAACUCUCCAUACAAACAAUAGAAGUAAGAUCCGACCGAGAUCUCGGUCUGCGCUGUUCUCGACAGAAAUCUACGUCGCGUUCUCAGUUAAGCUCUCAACAAAAAAGCAUUUACUACCCCGACCAUUAUCUAUAUAAAAUAAAAAUUCUUAAUUUUUCCCGCGCGCUGAGAGGUGGCGUUUUUUAAUUUCAUAAGGCGUUUAAGGUGGUAGCGCCGAAUCUAAAACGCAAUUAAUGGACGCCCCUCGACCGCUGUAUGCACCGACCUAUUAUUCUGAUUGGCUACGUAAUCGAGAUAAACAGAACAAAAAGUGUUUGCUUAUCGAUUAGAAUCAAAUCUAUUGAUUUUAAAUGGGUUAAUUAUUUUUUAGCGUAGUCUCAUUUACGGUCUCGGUCAAAAUUAAAGACGCUAAUUUACACCAACAAAGAAAGAAAGACGGAGCGCUGUGUACUUUUCGAGUGACGCAGAAACCAAGCCCAAACCAUGCUCAAAUUGUAAGAACAAGCACUCACGUUCUAGUUUCAUAUCUGUGCAUCCAGUAGUGGACUUUUACGGGCUGUUAAAGAAAAAAAAGAAAGAUGUGUGUGUGUGAGUGCGUGUAAGAAAAUGUACACAGAGCUCCGUCUACCUUUCUUUGUUUCUGAGGUACCUUAUUCAAAAGUUUACUUAACCCUCAAACCUGUGUAUGUAAAUAUGUCUUUUAUUCACCUACAUCUACCCUACAACUCAAACAUUGCGCUUUAACAAAGGUCUCACUAAUAUCUCUUAUUAUGUAUAGAUUAGUAGUCAAUUGUCAUAUCUACAGGCCUCAACAAAGGCUCUACACAGAUUAAAUAUAUGUUAUUAUAUUAUGUUAGAAGUUCAAGCUACGUAUAAAGAUGUAGUAAAUCACGUUAUUAGUGUCAAAGCUAAUUGACAAGCUACAGUUAUAUAUUAAAAUCUGUUUUAUUAUCGGCGAACUUAAUUAUGCACAUACGAUUUAUUUUAAUUUCUACACCCAAGUAAUAAGGCUUUAUUUUACUUAAAGUCAAUUUUAUUUGCAAUAUUUUUACACAAGUAAACGCAAUCAAAUGCGCUAUUAUUUUUGCACCUAAUGAAAUCUGUUUAAUUUUAGUGCAAUAAAAUGUCUAUUCAAAAGGAGCAUUUCUAUUAUUACUUGCAGUUACUUUAACAAAGCAAUUUCAAAUCUAUUAAUAUAUGACAAUAUUCAAAAUUUAGUCAAAUGUAACAAAGUAUGUGUUAUCACCACUUUGAUAAACCAUAUUUUAUAUUUACGUUACAAACCAAUUAUAAUUUUAUAAUACAUAUUUCAAGAAUUAUAUUUUUAAUUUGGAACUAAUUUUCUAACCAAUUAUCAUUGCCAGAUUGAUAACCUAGUGUCCUCCAUAAUAUAGAAUUGCAAUUUGAAUACAGUGUUUUUUCUUGAAUUUGCUCGUAGAUAGUGAUAAUUAUUCGAUAAUAUUUUCUAAUGUAAAUUAAAUAUAAUAAUAUACAAUUAUAUAAAUAUAGAUUUAAUUAUAGGAAAUACAUGUAGUAUAGUUGUUAUUAUAGAUAAUGAAAUAAGUUGGUUACCGCGAAACUGUCAACGAUGGAGGCUUGUCACGCAAUUUUGACCAUAAUAUAAUAAAAAAAUGUUUAUUUGUCGAAAUAGUAAAAUGUUGGCACUUGGCAUAUUGUUACACGUUUAUGUGUAUAAGGAAAAAGGAAACUAGUUCAUAGUUUGAAUAUAUUUUGUCAAAAUGUAUUUUGUCAUCUGAGAUGAGGCAAUGAGACAUAUCUGAUUGUUGCAGUUAUUUGUUUAAUGGUUGUAAUCAUGUUUUAAUUACUAGUGCAUUUUGUGUUUGUUAAUCUUCAGGAGUCUGCACUCAAAUCGAGCAUAAGACAGGUAUAUAGGUAUUGAGAGAUAUUCUAAAUAAGAUGGAAAUAUAUUAACUUAGUAUCGUAUAGACGCCGGAACUAGUCGUGAGCACGACCUUUACUUGCGCAAUUGUCAAUUUAUAGGUCUUUGGGUGAAGUAUGACACAGAAUACCAGCGUAAAAUAAUAGCUUAAUUCUGCUGUGUUUUGUAAAGGGUGACAACGCAUUCGCAUUUUGAUUCUUAAUCGAGGAUAGAUGUAGAUGUGUAUGGCCACAGCAUCCGCUUACCAUCAGGUCGACUGUGUGCUCGUUUGUCAACCAAUCCCAUAAAAGAAGUAGAAGGCUAGGAAAUCAGACGUGGUCGGCUGUACAUUCACUGUGAAGUUAUACACGCGCGAACGUAUCCCUCGCGUAUAUCUCGUACUCACGGCUCCUUCGGUUAUCUAUACUAAAUCCUACUUCUAACUUUAGCAACUCUUUAACGCUUUCGCUGUCCUGUACACUACAUAUAGGUCAUUGAUAUUGUCUUAGUAUUGUGUCUGAAAAUCGGACAGUGAAAGUGUUAAAUUGACAUUUGUGUUUAGUAUAAAAUUUUGUUCCUCAGCUUUUUCAUAUAAAACCUACAGUUAAGUUGCCGUCCCAAAAAUAAGCUAAAAUCUGAAGCAGGUCCUGUUUAAAAAUACCUACCUUCCCGCUAGAUUUACUAUUUAUUUGUAUGUGAUAAUAAUUUUGAAUGAUCCUUUUAAUGAUAAUUUAAUUAAUAUAUUUACGAGAUAUUGAUAUGUUUUAACAUUCGUAUUUAUAAAUAUUAUUUCGCAGAGACACAUUAAAAAUAUAUUUGUUCUCUGACUUUUUAGAUAAUUUUUGUAUAAGUACUGAAAAUAUUGCCAACAGCAUUUGUCGCUCCAUUAUCCAGUGUUGCCGUUUCUAAAUAUUUUGUUGUUUGCAAUUUAUAAAUUAUUUGUAAAUAUUAAAUGGCUUGAAGAUUAGGCCAAAUUAUAAAACUUUAUAAAAUUUAAAUUUUAUCUAACCCCAUCUCC
Messenger RNA from Parnassius mnemosyne (clouded apollo), 3607 nucleotides. The record is from the annotation of a GenBank genome assembly. NCBI's taxonomy places the organism in Eukaryota, Metazoa, Arthropoda, Insecta, Lepidoptera, Papilionidae.